This is a messenger RNA of Blepharisma stoltei, 513 nucleotides long. Lineage: Eukaryota; Ciliophora; Heterotrichea; Heterotrichida; Blepharismidae. The record is from the annotation of a GenBank genome assembly.
AUGCAGGAUCUCUACAGAUGGGCUUCAUUCGCUAAGACUUUAGGCGCAAAAUCUGAUAAUUUGGACUCAGAGCUACAAUGCCUCCAAACUCUUACUCAGUCAAUCGAGCAGCAAAUAGAUGACUCAAGAAAGCGUAUAGAAAGGCUUAUUAUGACUGACGAAAUCACUGAGCUUGACUUCCAAGCACAGAAUUCGCAUAUACACCUUAUGGCAAAAAUACUUUAUAGGAAGAGAAGGCAAAUCGUGCUCAAGAUCACAAAUCAAUGUAUUGAGCAUCUCAGAAUUGCACGAUUUAGAAUAAAUCCGCAAAAAUACGAAAUAAUUAGAAGGGUUUGCUGGGAGAUUAAAGAACAAAUAGAAAUAGAAAAAGAAACACCAAAAACAAUGACUGAAAAUAUAAAUUUCGCAAGAUUGAAGAAAAAGGUUGAUCUCGCUUUGAGGGACUUGAAGAUCGUGCCAGAAACUAAAAUUGGCUGCAUCAACACAAUCAAUGAAAUCAUUGCACAAAUAUAA